CUUCAAGAUUCUUUUCAGACUUAUAAUCAUCCUCAUACUAGUCUUCAUACUCCUUUGAAGUACUAUCCACAUUUACAAACUAAUCAAAACUUUAUAACAACAAAUUUUAGCCGCUUUUCACAAUCAUGAAGAUUUUAUUAGCGUUAAUCUAUAUAACUUCCUUCCUUGCCCUUUCACUAGCUAAUAAAGCUCCCAAGAUUAAGAAGAAUCCCAAGAACAUUGUUGCCAUUGCUGAUUUCCCAUUUGGCGGUAAUACUAACGUUCGUGGAAAUGUUGUGUUUACCGCUAAGCAGGGUUCGUUUGUAAAUGUUCAUGUUGAUAUGACUGGGUUGCCUGCUGAUGGAGGUCCUUUUUACUACCACAUUCAUGAGAUUUCUGUUCCUGGCGACGGUAAUUGUGAAGCAGUUGGUUUGCAUUUCAAUCCUUAUAAAGCUUCUCCCAAGUGCAGUGAACAGAAACACGAUGGUUAUUGUCAAGUUGGUGAUUUACUGGGAAAACAUGGGGUUAUUAACGCUACUUGCUUCGAAAUUUCUUAUGAAGAACCAUAUUUAUCCUUGAAUAAAAAGUCCAAGUCUUAUAUCAUUGGUAAAUCAUUGGUAUUCCACUACGCAAAUAUGACUAAGAUUGCUUGUGCUGAUAUUGCACUUGCCGAUGACAUAAGAUUACAAAGUCUUAUUGAAGAAUAUACACAAAGCUCAGAUUACCAACCAUUACAAGAAUUAAAGGAACCAGUUGAAGACGGAUACAAGUUUGAUGAAUUGGAAGCACUUGCCGCUGAAGUGUAUGAAGCUGAUCCAGAGUUGGUUUCGAAUGGGAGUCAUCAUGGACUUUCCCACAGAAGAAAGAGUGCUACUUUGUUCACUGGCGAUCUCUUGAAUACGACUAGCAAUUAUACCAACAUUUCUCAAAAUCAAUAUGGUCCUGGUUGUGAAGAAGUUCCUAAUGGCGGUAGCAUGUUGUAUAUACCCUUGUUUUUGGGUCUAUUUUCUUGGUUGUUCAUUUAGGGGAGAUGUUUUCUUGUUUGCAUUUAUUUAUUUUAUAACCUCUCACCAACGUGACGUAUUCUUCCGUUGGCAUUAAUUAGCAUUUACAAGAAUAUACAUUUAAAAUAAUCAUUACUAUUACAUGAUAAUCAAUCCAUUUUGUACUUUGUCUAACCCAAACAAUCUAAUGCAAUCAACCACUAUCGCUCUUUCCUCGGCCGUUAACUCUUUCCAUAUAAACGAAUCUGUUAUAUUUUCAUACAGAUAGAAGAUUUUGACUUGGAAGUUAUUAUCAAUAAUUCCAGUUUGAAGCCAGGUUAAAAUCUGGGUAAGUGGGAUGAUUCCUGGGGCAAUAAGAGGAAUAUUAUUUGGUUCAAAAGCACUAUGUGCUAUUUGAUACUUUCGUUUAAGCAACUCUCCGGCCAUUCUCGCUGCUUCUUUGAUGUCAGGGCUGUUGUAAAGUGAUUCAGCAAUGUUGAUUAGCGGACGUUGAAAAAAUGGACUUUCUGUGUAAUCUACAGGAUGACCAUCAUUAUCCAAUUCCAAUUCAUGGUUGACAUUCUCUUCUUUAUCGCCAAUGACAAACAAUCUGCCAUUAGCCAUGUAGGGUUUAACCAUAUCCAUAGGGAAAUACACUUCAUUACAUACAUCCAAAACUUCACCUCCAAAUUUAGCCUUGUAUUUCAUCUUGGUACAAUCGUCAAUGUAGUAACCCAAGUAGUAAUACCCUAGAUUUAAUUCAUGACACAUUUGUAUUUCCUUGAGUCCAGAAAGAGUGCCUAGUGAUAAGUGGGCAUAAUCUGGGUCCCAGACAAAGUAAAUUGACGAGACUCCAGUGGGUAAGAAAUCAAGUACUGAGAAUGCAAUUAAUUUGUCAUCAAGAUAAUAUAAUUCAUGAGUAGGACCGAUUCUUCUAUUAGGUGAAGUGGGAUUUUCUUGAUCAGGUUGCCAAUUCUUUACCCAGUUCUGGAGAAAUGCAAAUUGUUGUUCGUUUCCAGUAACUUCGCUCAUUGGGAAUGGAGAAUCACAUAAGAAUCGACGGAAAGACUUUUCUUCAACUUCUUCUGGCUUAUCUCCAUGCACACUAAUCUGAUACUUUUUAAAUAACUCAUAUUUUUCCUGCGAGAACCCCGAUGGUUCGAAUCUAGUUCUAAAUCUGGUUGAUUUCUGUUGUGCUUUAAUCAAUUUUGAGAAAUCAAAUGCAAUACCUUUCUUAGGCUCAUGAUUCGGUACCAUUUCCGGACAUAUCUCCUUGACGAAUCUAUUGAUGACCUUGCGAUGUUCCUUGGUUAAUUUCAAGUAGUCGAAUCGGGUCCGGAUAGUAUAUUGUCGACAACAAGUACGUAGCAAAUCAGGCUUGUACAAAAAUAUACCUGAUCUUCUGAAUCCCAUGUUUAUCAACUCAUCAUAAUCUUUGGAUGACAUAGAAAGUACUGAUGUGCCAAGAAUUACCGAUUGGGAAUGCGUGUUGCUAUCAUGGUGAUUCUUUACACUUUCAAGAGCAAAAUAAUCUGGUUUGCUGCCGUGACAGUAUCCACAGCGUCGUUCCAGAAGAUUUCUGGGAGUGUCCAUUACAAUAGGCAUUGUGUAUGCUUGAUGUAUCUGUGGGAUCUGGGU
Molecule: messenger RNA, 2600 nt
Organism: Spathaspora passalidarum NRRL Y-27907
Lineage: Eukaryota; Fungi; Ascomycota; Pichiomycetes; Serinales; Debaryomycetaceae
Gene: SOD6
Product: Sod6p
Exons: 1
Coding region: 126-1004 (292 amino acids)
Biological process (GO): removal of superoxide radicals
Cellular component (GO): extracellular region
Molecular function (GO): superoxide dismutase activity; copper ion binding
Source: RefSeq, a predicted model, not a curated record